AUGUCGGUGGAAAAAAGCUCUGUUAGCAUGAAGGUGCGGCGUGGCUUUGUCAACUAUAACCAUGCCAAUGUGUAUGGUGUCAUAAGCGAUGGAUGGCCUCAUGACCAUCUGGUUAACAAGGAAGUAGAGGAGGCGCUGACAAAACUCUUCAGCCGGGUACCUCCAUCUGGAGGUGUAGGAGCACGUACUAGGAGAAGAUAUCGAUAUUUGGAUGCCUCAUCAUCAUCUUGGAUAUGUCCUCGUAUCUUCAUAACUAGUUUCAGUCACCAAAGUGACCGUUCCAAUUUAAUACGCCACUUCAACGUAGAUCGAGUACGCAAUUUUUUGGAAGAACAUGGGACCCCUGUCGAACGGUUCGAUGAGUCUACCCUUGAGCUGGAUUAUCGUCUCCGGCAGGCAAUGGACCUUGUACGGCACAUACGUUGCAAGGCUAAGGUUUCACGACCCGACGAUGUGGACUCGAGACCCGAGAAUUCAAAACAAAAUACCGAAGAUAAUACCAAACGUUCAUACAGAUCGAGAUUUAGGGCAUACAAUAGUCCAUUUGAAAUUCGUCUGGCUACUCCUGAUGGCAACCCUGACUAUGUAUCAACCAAUGCUCCUUCUGUGCAUUUGUUAUUCUCAUCGUUGGUUGACUCGGUAUACCAAGUGUUAUUAUGUAUUACACGGGGCAACAGCAUUGACUUGGGUCCUGUAGAAGACCGUUGUGUACAGUUGGAUUUAUUCCUGGGACGCCGCGGUCUCGCUCUACAAUAUGUCCGCGAUAUGCUCGCGGACUACUCAUCUUGGGGUUACUUGCAAAUAGAUGAUGAUACGGGAUCCUCCAACUCAAUGACUCUAGAAGAGAUAUUCAACAAGGUUCAUCACGUUGAUGCAUCUUUACUUGAUCGGGUCGGUAGGACGGUAGCGGACAUAGGGUUCUCGUUUGCUCCUUGUGGUUGUAUGGUUCCAUAUCAUUUGGGAGUUCUGAGCUUGCUGAGUGAAUUGAACAUUAUCAAUAUGACCACACCAUUGGCCGGUGGAUCUGCGGGUACUUUGAGCGUCAUUGCUGCAACAAGUAUGAAGCCGGACCUUGUAGAGCUAAUGCUCAUCACCGAGGAUAUGUGCGAAGAUGUGCAUGUUAAUGGUUCAUUUCACCGACUUGACGAUCUCGUGAAAAGUUCGAUGGAACAAUGGAUGCUGCCUGGUACUUACCUCGCGGUGAAUAAUCGCAUAGGUGAACUGCGCGUUGCUAUGGCAGUCCGUCGCCAUAUAAAAUACGAGGGAAGGCAGAUAUCGCAGUUCCAUGACAACGUCGAUUUGCGUGAUGCGGUUCGGGCAAGUUGCAAUAUUCCCGGCAUCUCUACUGCUUCGGCUGUAUAUUUCCGAGGUGAGAAAUGCUACGACGGUUACUUCGCGGCUCAUCUACGUGAACAUGGGUGCCGUGACACAUCAGCAUCACGUACGAUACGUGUUAAUCCGUUUCAGAUAGGUCGUGUAGCCAUUGGUAUGCAGAAACUCGAGAACCGUUAUGUGAGCCCAGUGCUUACAUCCAAGGAUCCCUACAUCGUUCACUACUUACGUCUAAAGUGCCUUUUGCGUGGCCUUUUGGAGCGAAAGUUGUCAUACGAAGCUGCAGGCCGGUCUAGUGAUUGGAUCCACGAGUUAUCGCUUAUGACUGAGGCAUAUGACUCUUUGUUAAAGGGUGAAACUGGUGUAACGUGCCAUCCGUUCUCUGGGUUAUUAAGGAGCCGGAUGUUGAAUGGUUGCCUUCGAUCUCGGCAGACUAUCAUAACGGAUUCCUACGUCUCGUCAUGUGACUCUCCUGAUGAGCUGGAUACCGAAUCUGACCUUGCUAACCUUUUCAUGCUGGUAGUUGCAUCUGAGAUCGCAUUAAAGGUUGGCCCAUCAUCUCGGUUCUCAAUGCGCAAUUGGUAUGGAAGUCUGCAGGGUGUCGACCUUGUAAGUCGUUUUGGGCGUAAUAAUCGUGCGUCUGUUUUGUCAAAAGCAAAUUUGGUGGCAUCACCCUAUUGUCUAAUUGACUGGUUACAUCAUGAGAUGUCUGUGAGUACGGACUCCGGCAACGUGGAUGCCAAUAUCGAUACAAUCAACCAUGAGCUUAAAGUUCUAAAGGAGCUACGCCAUGUGUUUUUACCCCCGCUAUCGUUAUGUUACUACUACACGGAGUUUUGUCGCCUACUUCCGAAUACGAUGAGUAACGCCCAGAGGAUUUCCGUCGCGCUCAACUCGUCGCAAAAGGCCGACAUUCGCUAUGUGUUUGACUCGGGUCGAAGUGAUGCAUUUCGAUGGCUGAUAUGUGAAUACAUAUCUUUCGAGAACUGGUUGGAUUUACGUAUUCGCCAACUGGAGGAGCGCGGUGAACUGGCCGAUCCUUUUUUCCACCCAUGGGAGGAUAAGGUUCGCGACUCCAUAACAACAGAAGGGGAUGCAAAACUCUUGCUGCAUGAGCGUCAACAUGUUGAGCUUAUGGGAUUACUGAAAUGUGUCGAUUGUGAAUCGGUUCUUGAAACGUUGAGUCCAGAUGCUGCCGCCAGCGACGUCUCUUCAUCUCUGUCUCAUAUGCUUGAGUCUUUGCAAAGCCGUGUGGCACGCCGAGCAAUUCUGUUGAAUGCGAUUGAUCCUCACUAUUCUCACCUUUUAGGCCACCCUCAGUUCUGGAAGCAUUAG
Messenger RNA from Babesia sp. Xinjiang, 2667 nucleotides. RefSeq lists its product as uncharacterized. Gene Ontology annotation, molecular function: triacylglycerol lipase activity. The coding region runs from base 1 to 2667 and encodes 888 amino acids. Gene Ontology annotation, biological process: lipid homeostasis; triglyceride catabolic process. The transcript has a single exon. The record is from RefSeq and is a predicted model, not a curated record. NCBI's taxonomy places the organism in Eukaryota, Apicomplexa, Aconoidasida, Piroplasmida, Babesiidae. Gene Ontology annotation, cellular component: membrane; cytoplasm; lipid droplet.